AUGGCUUGCAUGAAGCUGGGAGCUAAGUCUGAAGCUUUUCAUCGGGAAGGCCAAACUUGGGUUUGCACAACUGGGCUUCCAAGCGAUGUUAUAAUUCAAGUUGGGGAAAUGUCUUUCCACCUCCACAAGUUUCCCUUGCUUUCUAAAAGUGGACUAUUAGAGAGGCUUAUUGAAGAGUGUUCUGGUGAGGAAGGAUCUGCUUGUUCCUUGCAACUUCAUGGCAUUCCCGGGGGCGCUAAAGCAUUUGAGCUUGUGACCAAAUUUUGCUAUGGUGUUAAAUAG
Prunus armeniaca (apricot) is the source of this 282-nucleotide messenger RNA. The record is from the annotation of a GenBank genome assembly. Lineage: Eukaryota; Viridiplantae; Streptophyta; Magnoliopsida; Rosales; Rosaceae.